AUGGAUAACCACAAUGAACCUCAUACUAUUUCGAACUUAUCCGCUGGGUUGAAGAACGUUAACAUCGACCAUAGAGAUAAUGGCGAUAUAAAUAUGUUACAACAACAUUUAAGUUCUCAAGCACCUAUGGAACAAUCAAGAAUAGCUCAAUUUUUUAACAACCAGCCAACUGAGGGUUUCACAUUAUUUAGUCACAGAUCAGCUCCUAAUGGGUUUAAAGUGGCCAUUAUUUUAUCUGAAUUGGAUUUAAAUUACAAUACCAUCUUCUUGGAUUUCAAUAGUGGUGAACAAAGAGCUCCGGAAUUUGUGACUAUCAAUCCAAAUGCUAGAGUCCCAGCAUUAAUUGAUCAUGCUAAUGAUAACACUUCAAUAUGGGAAAGUGGUGCCAUAAUAUUUUAUUUGGUAUCGAAAUAUUUAAAUGAAAAUGGUGAAUGUAAGUUAUGGUCCAAUAAUUUAGUAGAACAGAGUGCUAUUAGUUCCUGGGUUUUCUUUCAAACUUCUGGCCAUGCUCCAAUGAUUGGUCAAGCAUUACAUUUCCGUUAUUUCCAUUCCAGUCCAGUUCCAAGUGCUGUUGAAAGAUAUACAGAUGAAGUUAGAAGAGUUUAUGGAGUAUUAGAAAUGGCAUUAGCUGAAAGACGUGAAGCUUUAAUUAUGGAUUUAGAUGUUGAAAAUGCUGCGGCUUAUUCUGCUGGUACAACUCCAUUAUCACAAUCGAGAUAUUUCGAUUAUCCAAUUUGGUUGGUGGGUGAUAGAGCAACAAUUGCUGAUUUAUCCUUUGUUCCUUGGAAUAAUGUAGUCGAUAGAAUUGGUAUAAAUCUUAAGAAUGAGUUCCCUGAAGUUUACAAAUGGACAAAAUAUAUGAUGAGAAGACCUGCUGUUAUAAGGGCUUUACGAGGUGAAUAG
Molecule: messenger RNA, 903 nt
Organism: Yamadazyma jaroonii
Lineage: Eukaryota; Fungi; Ascomycota; Pichiomycetes; Serinales; Debaryomycetaceae
Source: the annotation of a GenBank genome assembly